Osmia lignaria (orchard mason bee) is the source of this 8849-nucleotide messenger RNA. RefSeq names its product TWiK family of potassium channels protein 9. Gene Ontology annotation, biological process: potassium ion transmembrane transport; stabilization of membrane potential. Gene Ontology annotation, cellular component: plasma membrane. NCBI's taxonomy places the organism in Eukaryota, Metazoa, Arthropoda, Insecta, Hymenoptera, Megachilidae. Gene Ontology annotation, molecular function: outward rectifier potassium channel activity; potassium ion leak channel activity. The record is from RefSeq and is a predicted model, not a curated record.
GGUGCGCGCGAUCGGCGCGCCAUUUGUCGUGUGUGCUCGCCGUUCGACGUGUAUCGCGUGUUAUCCCACGUUAAUUAAUCGUUUUUCGGGUUAACGAUCCAGGGUGCAAUCGAUCGUUCCUCGACAGAUACAAGUGUGAUACAAGUGCAUAUUGCGUGGUUGCAAGGAGACGCUCCGAAUGUGACGCGUGGCUCGAAACGUUAUUGGAAUUGAACAGUGACAAAGUUCGACGAAUUUCAAGUACUCCGAUUCUAUCUUACCAGUGGGAUUCGUACAGUUUAAUGCAUCGAGGUAGAUGUGAAUGACAAAAAGGAUAAGGAUAAGAGAAGUGCAUUCAAACGACAAAAGAAACACGCAAAGGUAACGCGAUGUAAACAAACGUCUCUUGAUAAUCUUCCAGUGUGUCAGUGUUAUGAUGUGAAGCGAAGUGCGAGAACCAGACCCGCGAAUGAAAAACACCCUUCGAGGAAUUUGUUUUGUUACCGAACGUGUUUCUGUGCUGCGAGGGAAUCGAUCAACAAGGACAAAUUCGUCUGCAAACCGGUGGACCGUUCAACCUCAUCAACGUUCAGCAGUCGAAAUUGUAUUUGGUGCAGAGCUUGGAAGCAGCCUAUAUACCUGGAGGGUGGUGACGAUGUGAUCGCUGUCGUAGCUGCAUGCAAGGAGGAUUAAUGGACUGGCGGAAUGCCGGGCUGGCAGGAAAUGGGAGCUUUUGAAAAAUAACUGGAGGCAUUGCGGUACGCCGUGAAUCCCGUGACUCAACUAUUCCAUUGUCCCUGAAAGCUAGCUACGGACCAAGGAGGCUCAGAUUACCUCGGCGAGGCGGAAGAGAAACGACGCGUUUCGAAGCUGUUGAUUCAUUCGCGAGCCUCUGAAACGAAAACGCGAGCCUCGUGUGUGGAGGAUUCGAGUAAAUUACUGUGUAUCCAGGCUGACCGCGUUAAUCGGCUUUCCGUGCGAACUGCGAGCCAGUUCGAUCGGCGAGAAAUGAGAAGAAGACGAAGCAACGGCAACAACCAAACGAAGAGGGUACGAGGGGUUCGUCGAAGCACGCAGUCGCGGUUUGCAUCGGGAACAUUUAUUCCGGAAAUCCUGUUUGUUGGAAUGAAGCCUUGAAGUUGCCAUCCACUUGCUCACCGCUCGCGUUUCCGUCUGCAUCCUGCAGCUUCGCUCGCGGCUACAUUUAUCUCUUUCUUUCGUUCAUUCUUUCUUCGCGAACGGGCAGAAGAGGUAGAAGAAGAAGAAGAAAAAGGAGGUCGGUAGCUUUACAUCGUACGGAAGAAAGUUUUUAGUGACUCAUGGAGACACUCUUGAAAUUCCCUCCGCGCCGUUCCUUAAGUUUCUAUUUUCCCGCUAAAGGAAAGAAAGGGGUAAAAAGCGGAAGUGCUGCUACGGCCUAGUCAGUGACGUGCUUCACCUCUCUGACGGCGCAUCGAGGCUUAAUCGAUGGAUCUCCUUCACCGACGUACCUCUAAAAUGAACGUUUAACCGAACCAACGAUCUACGCAAAUCUCGUUCACCAUGGAAUAUCUAGAGAUUGGAGUGUCCUCGUUGAAAGCCGUAAAGCAGAAUUAUGGUUAGCAUUACGUCGACGAAUCGUUUAAUAAAAGCAACCCGGAAGCCUAUAAAUAUCUCUUCAACUUAUGCGUGAGGAGGCUAAUAUCCCCGAAAAGUCGUAGAUCUUCGAGGAACGGAUUAAUAUCCUAGAAAAUAGAGAAUUCCAGUGAACGCGAGUGCCCUUUGGAAAAAUGACCCCGAUAGCGAUCGAAUACUCGAACGAUCCUGGAACGUCUUUCGACGAUCUGCUCGCGUUUGGCCAGCAUUUUCCGAAAGGAUAAUCGAAAGCCUGCGUCUAUGAAAAAGGAAGCUCGCAGAGGUGACACGGCCUUUCGAACGUAAAUCAUUCCACCGUCCAAUGGAGUGUUCAAGACUGGUUCGUGUUUCAAGGAGUCGUAGUUCCGCGAUGCAGAGAUCGCGAAGACGAUCGCGUAGAAGAUCGUCGAGGAGGUUGUUCGCGAUCAUCGUUGAAGAAACACUGAUUUCUCUUCACGAGACAGAUCUCUGAAAGGAUCUAUCGUUGACCGUAUUAUUCUUGGUAUGAAAAUCGUGGCUGGUGACUGGAGGUCAGAGGGAGCUGGAAGAAUACCGGGGACACCGUCGUUGAUCUCCCUAUUUCUCUUGCUCAUCCUAUCGAAGGACGCUGACAAAUAGUAAAGGCAGAAUUCGAGUGAUCCAGGGGAGGAAAAAAGGGAGAUAGAAUGGAGAAAGAGAACGCGAGACAUUACAGAGCUUACGAGGGCUUCAAGCCCGCGAACAAUGGGAAUACGUCGUCCUUGAAGAGGUCCACCUCAGAUCGCUCGAAAACGCAUCCGUCGAGACAAGUUAGGUGCCUGUGCUUCGGCGGCGUGCCGGACAAGGCUAGCCAGCACUCCUUCUUGAAGGGUUUUGUUAUAAACCUCGGUAUAUGCGCCCUUCUCGUCGCUUAUACUUUGCUCGGUAGCUUCAUCUUUCUUGCCAUCGAGAGCGGCACCGACGUCGGGAUACAACAAAGAACACUUGCCACAACAAUAGCCGGGAAUCAGCCUACCAGACGGAACACCACCGCUUGGAUGAAACAGGUUAAUCACGACGCUCGAGCAAAGACCGUGGAGAAUAUAUGGAUAAUCACGGAGAGUUUGAACAUCCUCUACCGUGAGAACUGGACGAGGUUGGCCGCCCAGGAGAUCGCACGUUUUCAGGAUCAACUGGUGAAGAGGAUCACCGAGGAUAUGAUGGCGACCCAGAACGCCGGAACAUACGUCGGAAGUUCCGCUAGCGACCCUGUCACAGAACGACGAGUGCCGGAAUACGAGUGGAACUUCGCCAAAGCGUUCUUGUACUCCCUCACCGUGCUGACUACGAUCGGUUGCGGUAGCGUUACACCAAAGUCUACAUGGGGUAAGAUCGCAACCAUGGGUUACGCCAGUCUGGGGAUCCCCUUGACUCUGGUUUACCUGUCAAGUGCCGGAGGCCUCUUAUCCAGGUGUGCCAGAGGGGUUUUCACGCGUGCCCUUUGUUGCUGUCUUUGUUCGAAUUGCGGUUAUUGUUGCUACGACGAAAGACGGAUGGAGGAGAAAGAAAGACGAAUGAGGAAGAAGAGACAGCAGGAGGAAUUGGCGCAACAGCAGCAGCAAUUGCAGUUGCAGGAACCCUUUUACGUGCGCGCAAAUGCGUCGACGUUCACAAGCACGGUGGAAAUUAAGGCCAGCCCGAAGGAUGAAGUGUCGAGUCUUGGUUCCGGUGACAGACCCAACGUUACCAUACUCGCACCAAUCAGCAUUUGUUUGGGCACGAUGCUCUGUUACAUCGUGGCAGGAGCUUUUACUCUCUACAAGUUUGACGGCUGGUCCUUUGUGGAUGCAAGCUACUUCUGCUUCAUGAGCCUAAGCACAAUUGGGUUCGGCGACAUGGUACCCGGUUCCUACCCACGGCACAGCCUCUACGAGUCCAGGAACGAGACCAUUUGGUUCUGCUCCUGUUACAUAAUGUCCGGAAUGGCGUUGACGGCUAUGUGUUUCAACAUCCUCCACGACGAGAUCGUGCACAGGCUGAGCCAUCAGGCGGAGAAGCAGGAACCAGUUAAAGCCAGCUCGAGCGUGGACGAACUGUCCACGGAUCCCUUCGCGUUGACCUCGUGACAAUUUCCAUCAGGCAACCUGUGCCACAGGAACGGCACCGACGAGAACGACAUAUGUGGAACCGAACCACCGACCAGCUUGUUCGCCCACGAGAACGAAAUCAAUAUCCUGAAGGACUCUUUCAAUCAAGUGGACGUCACUAGAGACUGCAAGCCGAUCUUGAAGCUCGAGGAUCACGUACCGCCGAUUCCUGGUGUCUAUAUGUUGCCGAAGGUCGACGAGGAAGCCGAAGAAAACACUGAAAUGUAAAACUGUAUCGUUUAUUUUUUUUCUUUUUCUUAUUUCACCCCCAAGUCUGAUGUUUGAUAAAAGUAACGAAGUGAAAGAACCUGUUGAAUGGGUUCGAGGACAUUCUUGAGGAAUAUGUUCCUGAUAGGUACACUCGAUGAAUAUGUAUGUGUUACAAAACGAAGAAGCAGUGACACAGUGUAAGCUUCGACUAACGACGAGAAAACUAAGAGAACGUUUUUCAAUUCGGUACGUCGUCGAUGUUAAUUUCAAGCGUCGUGAAUCAGUGACUUAACAGUUUUUCUAUGUCUUUUCAUAAAGUGUCUUUUUUUGUAAUUCGAACCGAUGAACGAAGAAAAGAUCUUUUGUUGUAACAGAGUCCGAAGAACAGGUAAACCAUUAACGGACUACUUUCGCGUAGUUUUCCGGAUUCAACGCUAACCGGUGAGAAUUGGUAUGUAUAAAGAUACAUUCUCGUCGAACAGAAGAGAGGCAGGAAAUUUCAAAGAAAGUAUAUAUUUGAAAACGGUUAGAAUGUCGUUUCCGAUGUAGGAUGAUUUUAGAAGACUUUUAGAAAAUUAUUUGAUAAACGUUAAUUGGAAAUCAUUAGGGUAGUUUCUUGCUUUCGGUAAAUUAAUUAAAACGAAAUAAUAGGAAAGCAAAACAAACUUAAUCCCUUUCGACGAAUAUCCUGUUUGAUUAAGUCAUAAUGGCAUUGCGCAACUUCUAAGUAAGAUGUUCCCAGGAUAUACGAAGCGUCUCCUAAAUGUCCUGAACUUCCUGCAGACAUUUCUGCGCUAAUCCUGCGUUACUCUUAAUAAACGCCGUAUCGCGAGAACGCGAAAUCUGUGUUUUCAGUGAAAUUAUAAUUACAAAAUAAUAUCAAACAAACUUCACGUUUCUAAUUAACGAAUAUCGGUAAUCUUUUAACACAUUGACUGCCAAGGUGAAGUUGGAAAUUUUAUCAAAUAGUAUGCAUUUGAUUUUUAAUAAAUCUUAUCAAUUAUCCAUAAUUUCAAAUACCUAUAAUCCGUCCAAUGAGACGAGUCAGGAUAUAUUUACAAAUUCCCGCGCUCGACGCAAGGUCGACCGGGGCUCAUUGUCAGUUGUCUCCAGUUCUUCAAACGGUUCGGUCGAGGUUUGUGUACUGUGAGCCGGAGCUGCUUCGAACACGUGAAUUUCUAUGCAUUUACUGUCUUGUCUCGUUGGAUAAAGUAUAAUUAAGUAAGUAAAAUAAUUCCUAUGGUAAAUACGGCGGUCAUCGUGUUGAAAUAAUUUAUUUUCAGUUUGCAAAUAUUGGAAAUGACAUUCUCAACCAACGACGAAAUCGACUCAAUGUUUCUACACGCCUAUUUAGAUAGAAACUUGUAAUAGUUUUUAUAUUUCUGCAUUUAAGCACUCACGUGGUAAACACAUUCUUGUCUAUAAUCUAAUUAAGUGGAUUAUUGCGUCUAGUUCGUAGGAUGGAACGUACAUCAAACAUUCCUUUUGUACAUUACAUUUAUGAAUUAAAGUACGACACUGCCGAGAUGAAUUUUUAAUAUGAAAAAAAAAACAUUUGUAAGGAUAUUUUGUAACCGGUGAAUUUUUCUAGAAUGAAAAUCUUUACAACGUUUUAAUAUAACUUUGAUCUUUGUAUGUGUCUAUUUUUAUCAUCGAUCACUAUUAAAACGUUCUUGUAAGAAAUUAUUUUCUACAGCAACAUCGUGGCUCACUUUUAAUCAAUUAUUCGUAAUAAAGUGUACGUCCAUUGGCUAGACGCAAAAAUCGGUGAAAGAAAAAUCACAUUCGAAUUCUAUGCUCAAGAACAAUAACUAAACUACUGUUGCGACUAGGCACUAAUCUUUAAGAGUGUUGCAUAUAAAAUUAUCCACAUUGUUUAAUAUCGGUAUUUCGUGAUAUUACGAGGUGCGUAAUGUAUAGUCGUGAAUUAGCUGUAAAAUAAUGAUCUCUUUAGUAUAGGGCAGACCUAACAGGAUUCUCUUCUUCAAAUAAUAAAACAGUUAUCAAUUGUUGUACAUAUUUUGAUCUCUUUAUUGUAUAUAUAUAUACAUACAUUAUUAUACAUAUUUUGUUCUUAUCAAUUACGUAAUGACAUGAAAGUACUAUCAGUCUGAGUAUUAUUAAUUAUUUACAAUUCAAUAAAUAUCGUUUAUUAUUAGAGUGUUACAUGACUGAUGGUAUAUAAAUAUAAAAUAAUAUUUUAUUUGUGUCAAAAAAAUAAAUGUAACUAAAAACACUACAAAAUUAAACUGCAUCCAAGUGCAUACAUUAGGUCUGCUCUGUACAAACGAGGAAAGAACCGCGAUCAGUAGCGACGUAACAAGAAAAAGUGUCCCUUCUUUCUGUUUCUUGUAACAUAUCAUAAGAUAUAAGGGAAGAUGAAAGGCUGAAGUGCUGCGCUGAGGAAAGGAACGAAGAAAUGAAAGAAGACAACACGUUGCUCUGACCCGUGCAUUGGUUUACUUCCGAUGGUGUCGCGAAUAGGCAAGCGAAUUUCCUACGGUGUCUAAUGACAAUCCAUAUUAUCUUCGAGCAUUUAUUAGAGUUAUCGUUAUCACUCGGUUGCCAAUUCGAUGGAGGCUCGUGGCUACCGGCCAAGUCAAACUUUACUUUUCCUGCUUGCGACCAACCAAUCCGAAUCAUCGAUCCAACCUGGGCUGACCGAGCAAACUUCCUCACACUCGUUCCAUUCAUUUUAUGAGACGUUCCUUCAAGCUGACGCUUGGACAAUUUGUUGUGGAUAACCGCCUGUAACUUUCCUUCGAUUCCUCUGACCAUCUGAUAUUAUGAACGUGCGAUGGCACUGAAACAGGAAAGUUUUCUUUUUUAAAAAGCCUGACUGGCGUGAAUCAAUUUUCUUUUUUGCAGUGAAAUUUAAAUUAAAUUAAAUGCUAUUGAAAUUAUUCCAGUAUUCGGAAAAGCAUUAACACCGGUAAGACAGGGGACAUUUAUCGGAAAAUUUCAUUUGCAAAGAGCGAAAAUAAUAAGCUUUUAUAUUACUUCCCAGGGUUAUACGAUCUUAAUAAUAGAUCUAUAAAAAGACAGCUGUUUCAUUUUUCUUUCCUGUCGUUGAAAUAAAAGAAAGGGCAUAAAAUAUUGAAAUUCGUUGGGAAUUUAAUUAUCAAGUUUCAUGUACUCGUAAAUGUGAUAUAAUGGUCCGAGGAAUGAAGCCUUUUCAUACGUAUAACGUUACCUUUAGCUCCGAUAUGAAUUCCCAUUGCAGAAACUCCAAGACUUGGACUUUUCUUAUUUCCUAAGAUUUUCCCUUCCUGCUCGCCUCCUCCUCGGGGAAAUAUCAGAGAGUUCAAAACACUGUUCGGUCAGAAGGAAACUUUAGCGCGACAGUUUUGCGAGAAAAAAUCAAUAAAAUUUUAUGUUUCGCAGAUUGAAAAUAAAAUAUUUCGAUCCUCCAUCGAUUAAUUAAACGUUUUGUACAUCUAAAAUACAUGAUCGUUUCUACCAACAAUCAAAUUUAACAGUGAUAACGUCGAUGAAUAAAAUGUCAAUUACAUUGCAGAAUACUUUCGAGUGAUAACAGAGGACUUUUUCGAUUAGAAUUAAGCUACACUUUUAUAUCAACGAGCGAAACAAACAUUAUCGACACAGAUGCAAUUAUUAUUAAAUUGUUGCACAUGAGAAGACCUAUUUAUUUAUUGUAACAAACAAUGUACGAUUCGAAACGACGAAUUCUUCAACGUAUCAUUUGCCUCGUUACUAUUAUCCAUCAGCCGUUUUGUAUUAAAACAAUCAUUAAAUAAUUUAUACGAUAAUUUUCCUUAGAUCUUAAGCUUCAAAUUGAUGUAUGGUACAUUCUAUUCGAUGAUACUUUUAUGUCAUGAAAUUUGAUUUAACCGAUUCAAUGUCUACCGAGUGAACGUAACAAUUCAUGUUUCUUCUAUGAAUGAAAUUUGAAAAGAAAGCAGAUCCGAAGGAGAACGUUUGUCGAUUGCCUGAGCAACCAGUUGAGUAAAAUCAUUAAAAUUAGCGUAGAGCUGAUUCAGUAUUCACAAUUGUGUCGAAUCGGCGGGAUUUGCUUCUGCCGUCCUUCCGUUUCAGCGAAUCCUAUACGAAAUUGCAACGUAAUGUAAUUUUCUCGAAUGUAACUCAUUCUUCGAGCAUGCCGUGUAAUAUUAACUUAGAAGAGAUCAUCGGACGAGUAAUGGCUGAUUAAUGACACACUGAGAACGUGGACAUUGGUUGAACUUGAAUUUUCUAUACUACCAUUGUACAUAGAAUUGAACGUUGUAUGAUAUUAAUGACGAUUCACGUUUAAUAUUAGAGGAAUGUUAUUCGAAACAUUGAUCCUGGAUUCUGUAUUUUCACUUUUGAUCGGUUUUGUCCAGGGGUAGCGAAGUGAGGGAUUACAGAUCAAGAGAAAAUUCAUAAUUAAAUGAUUUCUUGAAAAUCAAUUGUUGUCUCUGAAUAUUCUGAAAGAAUAAUCUGGCAUACUUUGUAGGAGUAAACUGUAUUAUCUAUGAAAUGUAAAUCUUUGUACAGGAAAAUUGAUAUGUUACAUUAACUCUAGUUUCUCAUUUUUUUAUUAAUUGAGUUAAUACAUCGUUUAAUUCGCUAUAAUUGAAAUUUUAAGGUAAUAAUAGUUGAUUUUUAUUGAAGUAAUGCAUGUAAAAACAAAGUGGAGAAGAAGAGUGUAUGUAAAUUAUAAAGAAAGCAACUGAGGAAACAUGUGAAAAAGGGUAAAAGAAAAAAAGACAAAGAAAACAAUUGUUUUAAAACCAUUGUUUUAAUUGGUGUCAUGUAACAAAUAUAAGAAUCAAUUAAUACUUUGUAAAUAGCUGAAACACUGAACGAUGUGGGAGCGAAUUCGACGUCAUUGUAAAAUACGAGGGGAAACGAAUUACUGGAUAUUGUACGUCUGUAUAAUCGUUUGUCGAACAAUGUAUCUUAUAUUACAGAAUAAUAAAACAAAAACGACUUAUCAAA